UACUAACCUCGCUUCACAGCCACACAGCCCCCCAGUCCAGACAACCUCUUUUUCCUCUCUCAUCACGACAAUCAAGUCCUUGACAUCAUAUUACGCCACAUCAAGUAUGACGAUGUUUCAGUUCACCAAUGGACCCUUCCAGGAGUCCUCUCAAGAGGCUACGGCGCCUACAAGAAAGCGAAAAUUAAGUCAGUCCUCCAGUCGUUUUGAUUGCCCUUAUUGCUCGAAACAUGGCUACAAGACCGAGGAUGCGUUGCGUCAGCACGUUGUUGGGCGUCCAGGAAUGAAGAACGGCUGCAGAGACAAGUUUCCUACUCAACAACCAUUGUUUGCUCCCUCCCGCGCUUCGGCUGGCCCGCAAUCCAGUGCUUCAUCAGGUAGCUCCUCCGUUCAUCGGUCAUACCGCACUCCAUAUGAUGAUGGUCUACUCCCUGCUCCAACGUCCCAGGCCAUCCGACCACCGCCAACGCGAAUCCAAGUUGGGCCCUAUCACGGCCAAUCUGUGAAUUCACCUUUUCCUCUGGUCACUACUCCUAGAGAUAUACCGGCGAAGGUGCCGGCAACGUGUUUGGUCCGUGUUUCAGCUGACCUCCCCCAGGAGUCUACUGAUCUACCUCCAUCUACGGUCGUAUCGGGGAGUGCUAAAGGUGGUAAGCAGGGAGGUCGUGGUGGGGUCCUUCCGCACGCAGCGUCUCCAAUUCUCAACGCCGCAACGCCUCCGAUUCGCAACGCCGCAGCGCCGCGAUUCAUCGACCAAUUCGACUCCGCUGGGACCUUCAACGAGACCAUCCAGAAACAGUUCCUUCGCAAAACUGAGACCAUCCCGGAGCUUCGACGUCGGCUAACACUGGACCCAACGCCCACAAAUCGUAUGAUCCUACUGGUUGUGGAUUCUGCACGGGACUACAGCACCAAGAGCCCUCAAGAUCAAGAAGACGUGGCUGACCAUAUCAUUCACUGGAUGGUCACGUCAGGUAUGGAUGCUUUCUCCCGGCCGUACCUGGAAGCCUUGGCAGCAUUCGAAGACUUGGUGGUUGCACUGGCGAGGCACCUCGAGACCAGACUGCUGCACUGCUCCCAGCCCCGGAUGCUCAACAACGAGAUGAAUGGAUUUGUUCGGGAGUAUGGACCACGCCUCUACUGGGAUGCGAUGGACACGCUCUACAACGCCGAAUACGGUCUGUACCACGCCGGGCCUCUUCUUCACCACCCCGAUGGUGCUCCCGUUGUAUAACCGACAAACAGUAAGGGAGCUGGUCUUCAAGGUCUGGAAAAUGUUGACAAAAGCCAGAUGAGCAACAAUAGGAGAGACGACCAGUUGGAGUGAUAUUUACGAAGCAACGGACACGACAUUCUUGGGUAUGGUUUUCUUUGCAGCGUUCAUCCCAACAAACUUCUGUAGCACUCUUUCCCCCACCUGAAACAUCAAUCUUUUGGCUCUGGUGGGGGUUUUAACGAGGCUACGUUUCCCAUGCUCAAAAUUUCCUCCUCUUGCAUUGCGACCGUGAUAUGGAUGUAAAAUGCAUUGUCUCUUUAUAGAAAUCCGUACACUUGUUUACCGCUGGAUGAGUGGCCUCAUAAUAUUUUCAGCAUUUCGAAAGAGAGAUUAGC
Mytilinidion resinicola is the source of this 1611-nucleotide messenger RNA. RefSeq lists its product as uncharacterized. The coding region runs from base 107 to 1234 and encodes 375 amino acids. NCBI's taxonomy places the organism in Eukaryota, Fungi, Ascomycota, Dothideomycetes, Mytilinidiales, Mytilinidiaceae. The record is from RefSeq and is a predicted model, not a curated record. The transcript is spliced from 4 exons.